GCAGCGACAGCUGGACCAGGGCCGCGGCAGCCAGGCCACGGCACCGAGGCGGGCGUGCACGCCGCAGGUCUCCAGCCUUCCCUCCUGGACUGCCUGGCGCACGCCGGCUUGGCCUUCGAGCUGUUGCGCCUCAUGGGGCCGAGGGCCGCGUGCCGCGCGGCCGGCAGCUGCGCCGCGGCGGCCGCGCUGGCGCGGGACCCGUGGCCGCGGCGGACGUGGCCGGGCCCUGCUGGAGCUGGUCUCGUCGGCGCACUCGCCCGAGGACGUCUACUACCUGCUGGAGGGCCCGGGCGCCGCGGACGCGCUGCGCGAGCGCGAGGCCGUGCACGGGCGCACGGCGCUCAUGCAGGCCACGUACCACGGCGCGCGGCCGGGCACCGUGGCCCUGCUUCUGCAGCGGCGGGCCGACCCGAACGCCCGCGCGCUCUUCGGGAGCACCGCGCUGCUGUCCGCCUGCUACAUCCCCGGGGGAUGGCGCUGA
This is a messenger RNA of Prorocentrum cordatum, 481 nucleotides long. The record is from the annotation of a GenBank genome assembly. NCBI's taxonomy places the organism in Eukaryota, Dinophyceae, Prorocentrales, Prorocentraceae.